AUGGAUUCGCCGGACGACUACAAAUUCGCGGUCUUGUCGCUCUCCACAGACAUUUCCGAUGAGCACAAUGAGAUCCAAGAGGUGAUCCGUCUUCUUGGUAGCACGUUGGAAUGCUUCAACCAGCCAAACGCAACCAGUGCACCGGCGAACUACACUAGAAUUGUCUUGGAAAAGGUCGACCGCUGGGGCCUGUCUGAUUCCUGCGGAGAGUCUUUGCGACGCAUGCAUAUCCACCUGGGCCGCGCGAAGGAUGUAUGGGACAUGCUCUAG
Messenger RNA from Sparassis crispa, 270 nucleotides. RefSeq lists its product as hypothetical. The record is from RefSeq and is a predicted model, not a curated record. The transcript is spliced from 2 exons. The coding region runs from base 1 to 270 and encodes 89 amino acids. Lineage: Eukaryota; Fungi; Basidiomycota; Agaricomycetes; Polyporales; Sparassidaceae.